This is a messenger RNA of Onychostoma macrolepis, 1360 nucleotides long. RefSeq lists its product as uncharacterized. The transcript is spliced from 7 exons. The coding region runs from base 458 to 1360 and encodes 300 amino acids. Lineage: Eukaryota; Metazoa; Chordata; Actinopteri; Cypriniformes; Cyprinidae. The record is from RefSeq and is a predicted model, not a curated record.
GGCAGUUUUGAAAAGUGCUUUGAAUGUAGUCCGUCUUAUACAGCCUCAACAAAAAUGCGUUUCUACCCAGAAAUAUAAAAUGAUUUACCCAACUAUGAGAUGGCAAGAUGAGAGAGGGGGUAAAAUCUUUGCGUGGCAGGUGGAGCUGCCACUCGACCAGUCACGGAUAUAUGUUCCAUUCAGACAUUAUAGCACAUGUGACAGAAAAUUAAGUGAUGUGACGUGAUAUAGGUAUCUUGUACUUAAAUAUAGUGAACGGAGUCCAUUAUUCAUGAAUAAAAAUUGUUCAGUCUUUAGAAAAACCUUUGCAAGCCCAGUUUAAAAGAACAUGUUAUCAUCUGCUUUGUGGGGAAAUAAUCAGGGCAGUGGAUGAUUCUGAAUUAAAUUGCUGUUUACUGACACUGUGAUUUACUUUUUGUCCUUUUUUUCAGAUCAUUAAUCCACAUCGUUUUUCAAUAUGAAGCAGUGGUGCCUUGUAAAGUUCCACAGUGGUGGAACAGAAGUUGUGCCACACAUAUGGCUUCAGGGGGAGAAAGUUUUCUGGCCUCCAUACCCUCUAAAAGAGUCUGGCAAGGUUCGUGCUGCCAUCAGGAGGAGGGAGGAACCAAAAGAAAAUUGGCAGACUUAUGAGCCUGUCAGGGUCCUCAUAAGCCGAGAUACCUUUGAGGAAGCAGAGAGGUGCCUGGAGAGGUAUUUGAAGCAGCAAUGCGACACCACUGAUAUCCAGUCAGAGGAGGAGAGCCAACAGCCUCAGAAAAGGAGAAAGAAACCAAACCUAAUCUACAAGAAUUCGGAUGACUCUGAUGAAGAUCAACCUCGGAAUGUAACCUUGCAGAAACUGCUCACCACUGUCACAGAGUUGACGAAGGAGGUGAGGGACCUGCGGCAGGACUUCCGAGAGUUCCGCCAGUCCUGUAGGUGUGGCCAAAGUGCUGGGGUGGUGGGCUUGACUGAAGAGCCACUGCAACUGCCUCUGCACAGCAUGGAGGAGCUGGAGAACGCAGAGGUGAUACUCCAGUCCCAGGAGGCUAGGAUGGCAAUGGUGGCCCGCUUCACAGUUAUUGGGGGGACCACCCUGGAGAUCAGGGUCCGGCGCAUGCUGGUAUACAGCAUGACCAAUGAGCUGGCCUCAGGCCUAAACUGGGCAGGCAAGAAGAAUAAGGAUGUGGGCAAACAGAAGCGGCCCUUUAAAGAAAUGGCUCUCUGCAAAUGCAUGUUUGAUGUGAAGUUUGUUGUGGUGUCCCUGCUGCCACAAAUUACCUCAGUGACUCUUCAGACCAGAGUGGAAAAAUAUCGGACCAGCACACACGUGACUGUUAAAUUUUGCACCAAUCAAAGAGUGAUCACACCUGUAACGUGA